Messenger RNA from Myzus persicae (green peach aphid), 903 nucleotides. Its product is annotated as putative nuclease HARBI1. Bases 142 to 903 code for a protein of 253 amino acids. The transcript has 3 exons. The record is from RefSeq and is a predicted model, not a curated record. Lineage: Eukaryota; Metazoa; Arthropoda; Insecta; Hemiptera; Aphididae.
UUUUAUGCACAAGGGAGUUACCAAAAAGGAUUAGGUGGUAAUAGUAUAUUAAAUAUUAGCCAACCUUCGGUUAGUCGAUGCAUACAUUAUGUUACUGAAGCUAUUAAUCAGCGUCUGUUACGAAAAUGGAUUAAAUUUCCAAUGACUAGUGCUGAAAGACAAAGAGCUCGAGAACAUUUUGCACACGCUCCUCAACCAUUUGAAGGUACAAUUGGUGCCAUUGAUUGUACAUACAUACAUAUACUUGCUCCUCGGCAACAUGAAGAAGCAUAUGUUAACCAUCAUGGUAAACAUUCAUUAAAUGUGCAAGCUAUUGUAAAUUCAAAAUUACAAGUUUUAAAUAUUAAUGCGAGAUACCCUGGUGCUAGAAAUGACUCGUAUAUUUGGAGUAUGUCACCAGUGCGUCGUGGAAUGGAGUACCAUUAUAAUAAUGGUGAACGCCAAACAUGGCUAAUAGGAGAUGCUGGUUAUCCGUUAGAACCAUGGCUGAUGACUCCAUUGCCACACUAUCCAGAAGGUACUAGACAGUUUGAGUAUACUAAGAAAAUUUGUAAAGCUAGGAAUGUAGUAGAACGAUUUUUUGGGGUGUUAAAAAGCAUGUGGAGAUGUUUGUCUUAUCAGAGAGUGCUUAUGUAUUCACCUGACAUGGCAGGUAAAAUUGUCAAUGCAUGUGCUACUCUUCAUAAUAUUCGUAUCCAUUGCAAUCUACCUACUCUUGAAGAUUUUGAUAACAUUGAUCAAGAAAACAAUCAAGAUGAAUUACUUGAAAAUCAACCUGAACCUGAAUUUGACCCAGCUCUAAUCGGCAAUGAAAGAGGACCUCGAGCAAUUGCUCAACGUAUUCAAAAACAAUUAAUGUUGGAACAGUUUGGAAACUAUAGAGAUGGAAACAAUGAUCAAUAA